AUGAACCCCCUGUCCUGUGCCCACCUCACUCCUCCCAUCUGCCCCCCAGGUGAACCAGCCAUGCCAGUGCAGUGCUCCAGCUCAGUGGGAAACACCCAGGCACUGACAUGUCCAAUGGGCAUCGUGCGCCAGCUGGAGGCCCUCUUCACCUGUGUCACCUUCAGCCUGGUGGCCAGCCGUGGGGACCAGUGGGCUGGCACCAGCAAGUGGUGCAUGUUUUCAUGGUGCUUCUGCUUUGCCGUGACACUUGUGGGGCUUCUGGUGGAGUCUGUGGGGCUCCAGCACCGCAUGCCCAUCUCCUGGAAGAACUUCCACAUCACCUUCGCCAUGUAUGCCGCCCUCUUCACCCUCUCGGCUUCUGUCAUCUAUCCUUUCACCAACAUCAAAGCCCAACAGUACUGCUGGAAGCAGGACUACCAUAUUGCUGCCACUUUCUUCUCGUGCCUCGCCUGCAUGGCCUACUCCGUGGAGGUCACCAUGAUCCACACCACACCGGGCAAGGUUACUGGCUACAUGGCCACCAUGCCUGGGAUGCUCAAGGUGGUGGAGACCUUCAUUGCCUGCAUCAUCUUUGUCUUCAUCAGCAACCCAAUUGUUUAUGAUCGGCAUGAGGCCUUGAAGUGGUGCCUGGCCGUGUACUGUAUCUGCUUCAUCUUUUCGCUGGUUGUCUUCGUGCUGUGCGUCAGGGAGUGCACUGGCUGGCUGCCUUGUGCCUCCAACAAGAUCCUGAUAGGAUGCACGCUCCUGGCUGUGCUCCUCUACUCCACUGCCACCAUCCUCUGGCCCCUCUACAACUUUGACAGCAGGCCCAGAUACUGCCAGGGUCACAACUUCUGCACCAGGGACAAGUCAUUGGCCAUCACUGUGCUUACUGUCAUCAACCUGGUGGUUUACCUGGCUGACCUGGUCUACUCUGUCUCAUCUUCAUUCAAGCCUAGGUGCUUGCACUGCUUGGGGGAAAGGACAGGGACAGGGCUAUGGGGCCUGGCACCUGCUACUUGCUAA
Alligator sinensis (Chinese alligator) is the source of this 1005-nucleotide messenger RNA. Its product is annotated as myeloid-associated differentiation marker homolog. Gene Ontology annotation, cellular component: membrane. NCBI's taxonomy places the organism in Eukaryota, Metazoa, Chordata, Crocodylia, Alligatoridae. The coding region runs from base 1 to 1005 and encodes 334 amino acids. The transcript has a single exon. The record is from RefSeq and is a predicted model, not a curated record.